CACCAGUCAGAGCCAUUGAACAGCGACUGUACUAAUCAUUUGUCAGCUGUUCAACGUUCAAAAGCUUGAGCGAUCACAGCAACCAGUGAAAUAAAGCUGUCGUCAUAGCAACAGCUUUAUUGUUUGAAUUUUCCGUUGAUCAAGUUCCCAGUAUAACUACACAGUGUUUAUUGAUUUAUUUUCUACUUUGUAGUGUCAAUUUUUGUAGUGGAAAAUCAUAGAAAUGUCUGGAGACGUUGGAGAGCGUUUGAUUUUUGAGGCUGAGUGGUUUGAUGGGGUGGCAGGAUUCACUAAGCGAUUCUAUCUCUAUUAUUAUCCAGCUGAUAAUACUAUAGAACUAUUUGACAUAAGGAGUAGAAAGACCUUCCUCAGGAGGACAAAAUGCGAGGCCGUUGGUCUCAAAGAUUUAUACGUCGGAAAUGUUGUGACAAUAUUUUCGAGGCCAAUGAAAAUUACUGAUGUGGCUGAUUGUUUCACCAAGAGCAAAUUAGGAGUCACCAUACAAAAGACAUUUGGAAUUCUGAAGCCAGAUGUGAUCAAUAAAAUGGGAGAGAUAUUAAAUACCAUCACAGCCCAUGAUCUUCACAUUGCUAAUAUAAAGAUGGUUAAACUCUCAGAGCACGAUGUGGAACGGCUGUAUGCAGGUGAUGAUAAUCUGGGCUCCAUCAAAUUGUAUUUAACAUCCGGUCCGGUAGUUUUACUGGCGUUAUUAGGAAAUAACGCAGUUACACGCUGGAGAGAAUUAAUUGGUCCUGCAGAUAGUAUCAAAGCAAGAGGAGAAGCGUCAAAUUCCCUGAGAGCUCUCUACGGUAAAGACGCUAUUUCCAAUGGAUUUCAUGGCUCCUCAAGCCCGGAAACAGCUGAAAAGGAAUUGGAGAUGUUCUUUACCAGUGUCAAAUCAGAAAAGAGUCCUUUGAAAAACACAGCAACAAUGCAUAACUGUACAUGCUGUAUUAUUAAACCCCACGCAGUGCAGGGACGACUGACCGGGAAUAUUGUGUGCGAUAUACAGAAGGCUGGCUUCACAAUAUCAGCGAUUCAGAGGUUUCACGUUGAUCCCAUUAAUGCUGAAGAAUUUUUGGAGAUUUACAAAGGGGUGUUGAGUGAUCAUGGCGCCAUGGUGGCUGAACUCCAAUCAGGUCCGUGUAUAGCAAUGGAGAUAACUCACAAAGAUGAGAGUGUGAAUGUUCCGGUCGAUUUUAGAAAACUCUGUGGACCAAUGGACCCGAACAUUGGAAAACAAGUACGACCGAAUACUCUCCGUGCGAAAUAUGGAAAAACAAAGGUGCAGAAUGCCGUCCACUGCUCUGACCUACCUGACGAUGGACUCCUCGAGGUGGAAUAUUUUUUCAAAAUUCUCGAUGAUGGAAACAGCUGAAAAAUGUGUCAACGAAUUAAAUGUGUGGUGUGCCCAUAAAAUUAUUGCUGAUACUGCACAUCAGUGUUGACUUACUCAGAAGCCAAUAAAAAAACAGG
Messenger RNA from Diachasmimorpha longicaudata, 1476 nucleotides. RefSeq names its product nucleoside diphosphate kinase 7 (gene nmdyn-D7). Gene Ontology annotation, cellular component: centrosome. Gene Ontology annotation, biological process: CTP biosynthetic process; UTP biosynthetic process; GTP biosynthetic process. The record is from RefSeq and is a predicted model, not a curated record. Gene Ontology annotation, molecular function: nucleoside diphosphate kinase activity; ATP binding. Lineage: Eukaryota; Metazoa; Arthropoda; Insecta; Hymenoptera; Braconidae. Bases 224 to 1378 code for a protein of 384 amino acids. The transcript has 9 exons.